AUGGUAGCAGCAGGACUCACCGGUGUCUUUGGAAACCUCCUAGUGUGCUUCGUCAUUCUACGCGUGAAAUUUCUACACACCAUAACCAAUGUCUUGCUGGUGAAUUUGGCUGUGGCCGAUAUGCUUCAGGCUUACAAUCUCUGUCUAGUCACGUUUGAGAAAUAUGUUGCAAUACUCCAUCCCCUGCACUAUGCAAGGAGACUUACAGCAACACGGAUGAAAAUCCUGACUGCUUUGAUCUGGGUAACGUCUUUCAUUUCCGCCGUGCCUUUUCUCUUCGUCCAUGAGCCGAGCGAUCUUCCUAGGAAGGCGUGCACAGCGAACCAUUAUCAAAGCAAAAUACUUCCACCUGUACAAGUGUUCUCUACCCUUUUUGGCUAUGCACUGCCCAUAACAGUGAUGAGCGUGGCAUACUACAAGAUGCAAGUAACUCUCAAAAGACAAGCCAAAGCCCUGAACCUGCAGCAUGCAAGGGCAGCAGCCUACGAUCUUGUAAUUGCUAGACAGCGCCUUGUCAACAUGCUGCUAAUUGUCUUAGGAGCUCUAAUCAUCCUUUGGACACCUGCCUAUGUUGUUUACAACUUAUGCCCGGAUGGAAAAGAUCAGGCUUUACCUUCUUUGUGUAGUUCAAAGGGCUAUGAACUUGUCGAAAACAUCUGCAAAUUUCUGUAUUACAUGAACUCUGUUAUCAAUCCUGUUAUCUAUGGGUUUAAGUACAAGAAAUUCCGACAGGGAUUAAAGGUGGCUUGUUGCAGUUGUUUUAGUGAGCAUGGUAAUCAGAACAGAGUUAACAACGAGAUAUUUCCACAGUGA
Molecule: messenger RNA, 813 nt
Organism: Acanthaster planci (crown-of-thorns starfish)
Lineage: Eukaryota; Metazoa; Echinodermata; Asteroidea; Valvatida; Acanthasteridae
Product: histamine H2 receptor-like
Biological process (GO): G protein-coupled receptor signaling pathway
Cellular component (GO): membrane
Molecular function (GO): G protein-coupled receptor activity
Source: RefSeq, a predicted model, not a curated record